AAGAGAGCUGGCAGCCAAAAAUUAUUAAGCAGGAAGAGGAGGAAGAUGAUGGGCUGGAGAUGCAUCUUAACCGGCUGGAGGCUGCCACCGCCACACAAUGUGCCACCAACGGACUCCACCAAGUCGUGCGAAAACCAAGCAGUCCCGAGUCUGUUCUGCUGGGCUCCGGGGCUGGCAACAAGGAGAUCCUAUUGGUGGACUACCGAGUGAGUCCUUUUGUUCGGGGGUGCAGACCCGAACUGAGGGAGCUGUCCCACUGGUGCCUGGAAUGCGGCAAAAGCUUCAGCUUUAAGUCUGAGCUGGAAAUGCACCAGUCAAAGCACGCAGGGCAGAAUUCCUACAUCUGCGGCGAAUGCGGGCAGAGCUUCAUGGAGCACAUGGUGCUGUCAGGGCAGGGUGCCUGUGCCGUGGGACAUCCCUUCAGCCUUUCCGGGAGCCAGAGAAAGGGGCCAUCCCUACCCAGCGAAGCUGGGGUGCAACGCAAGGAGCGUAAGGAACUGUCUCUGCAGGAGAAAGUCCGCGUUCUGGAGAUGCUUGAAGGGCCCAAGGUCUCGCAGAGUGAACUGGCCAAGCGGUUUGGGGUGUCCCAGCCCCAAAUUUGCCGUAUCAUCAAGAACAAAGAACGCAUCCUGUCCGAAUGGGGGAAAACCGCCAACCCGGGUCGUAAACGGAAGCUGGAGGACAAAGGUCCAGCUGGCAAUGACCGAGUGUUCUUGCAGUGGUUCGAACGCAGCUGUGCACACCCGUUCCCUGCUGAGGGGAAACUUUGGCAAGAGAAAGUCACCUUCGCAGGCGGGGAACCAGGUUUGGAGACCCCCCUCCAGUGGCCGAACAGCUCCCUGGCCAAGCCAAAAACUGUCCCCCGGAGGCCCCUCCCGGAGAAAUGGAGCCGGGAACUUCUGGAAGAAGAGGACGAUGAAGACGAGAGUCGCUGGGAAAGUACCACACUGCCCUGUAUCCUCAGCCACUACGACCUUCCCAAUGUCUACGCUUGCGGAGAGACGGGGGUGCUCUUUAGAGCGACCCCCGAAGAUCUGGCGGGCCGGAGAGGCAGCGAAGCCCACGACCAGCUGACCGUCUUGCUCUGCGCCAACAUGGAUGGCUCGGAUAAAAAGGAUGUGUUGAUCGUGGGCAAGGCUGCACGGCCGUUUGGUGGGCUUCGGGGAUUGUCUUCUGCAACCUACAAGACGAACAGUAGGGCCUGGAUGACCCCCGCCAUCUUUUCCGAGUGGCUUCAGAAGUUCAACGAGGAGAUGAAACAGCAGGAGAGGCGGGUGGUGCUCUUUGUCACGCAGUGCAGCGUCCAUCCCUAUGCAGAGCUCUCCAACAUCCAGAUGGUCUUCAUGCCUCCUCACCUCACCUGGCUGCCUCCUCUGGAGCAAGGGGUCGUCCAGAAUUUUAAGUGCCACUACCGGAGAAGGAUGCUGACCCAUCUCUUGGUCAAGGACCAUGGCAAAGUCUCCAGUCCAACCAUCAAAUUAUCUAGGUUCCUCACCCUUCUAGAUGCUGUCCACCUGGUGGUCCAAGCAUGGUCGGAGGUGUGUCCUCAAACCAUAGCAAACUCUUUCAAAGCGGCGGGCUUCAGUGUGAAUCCCCGUCUGCUGACCCCUCCGUUGGAAGUGGUCCGAGCUCUGGGCUGCAAGGAUCAAGACCAGUUUGAGCAGUUCAUUUUGAUGGAUGAAGGGUUGGAGUGUUUUGGAGACCAGGAGAGUGUGGACCCAACAAAGGAGGUCCCUGAACCCCAAGAACCCAUCUCGGCGAGAGCAGAAGAGGAGGAGGAGAAGGAGAAACUGGCCCUCUUCCCCUGUCCCUCCAAGACUGACGUUGUAGACAGCUUGGCGAAGCUGCGGCGCUACCUGGAGUGCCACUCGGUGUCGCCCAACACCUUCCAGACGUUCUACCAGCUGGAGGACCUGAUCCAUGUCCUGGCUCUGUCCGACAUGCAGUUAGUCAGGGGCAAACCCUGCCAAGACUGACUCCCAAAGUAGACCUUGAACCCACGGAGCACUCUGGAUCCUGAAACGGGUGUCCAGGAAUCCCCCAAGGCGUGUGCUUUGGGGGGUUUCUGGACAUCCUGUAGAGUCUCCACCACGUAGUUUUUGGCAUGUAGUAUGAAGUGAGAUCCUGCCUUUUUCCUCCUGAGAGUUAGCACCCUGCAGAGAACAACUGCAGAGUAGCAGGUUUCUAGCAAGAAACGAGGGGGGGAGAACAAUGAUUUCUGGACUUAACUGCCCACCCACCUUCCUGAAGAGAAUCUAGGGAGGUGGCGGUGGACAGCUGGGGCCUUCCUUUCGACCCAUCCUGGCUUCUGUUUACCCACCAAGGGUGAUUUUGUUCUGUGUAUCCAAUUGUGGUUUCUAGACCACGGCCCCUGGCCAAUAGCGGUUAACAGCAGAUUUGAGAAUGUAGAAAUGUGUGGAUAGCUGAAAGGCCUGGGGAUUCCCGGGGGAGGGGCACACCCACACGUACAUAUAAUGCGAGUCACUCCCCUGCGACAAAUGCGAAGGGCGGCCUCUGCACCCCUCGUACAAGGGGUUCAGGGCCUCUUCCUGACUUGUACGGGACACCAUACAUCGAAGAGGUGACAUUGGUCCCUUGGCCUGUACAGGUG
Molecule: messenger RNA, 2611 nt
Organism: Thamnophis sirtalis
Lineage: Eukaryota; Metazoa; Chordata; Lepidosauria; Squamata; Natricidae
Source: RefSeq, a predicted model, not a curated record